Fomitopsis serialis is the source of this 690-nucleotide messenger RNA. RefSeq lists its product as uncharacterized. The coding region runs from base 306 to 530 and encodes 74 amino acids. NCBI's taxonomy places the organism in Eukaryota, Fungi, Basidiomycota, Agaricomycetes, Polyporales, Fomitopsidaceae. The transcript has a single exon. The record is from RefSeq and is a predicted model, not a curated record.
CCGGGCCCGUCGAGUGGGUCGCGCCGUACGCGUGACCUCGGCGAGGUAGAGGACUUCGCGCUCGCUGCGCGGAGCGACCCACCCCGCUACCACAAGAACGACCCCAACAACGGCAAGAAGCCCAAGUAUUCGGAGAAGGACCCCAACCCUCCUCCGAAGUACCGCCAGAAGGACCCGCACAAGCCAAACCGCGAGCCAAGCCGAAGCCGGGCCCGUCGCGCCGCACUCGUGAGCUCGCGGAGGUUGACGAUCUCUGGGCGCGCGAGGCGGACGAGGACCUCUGGGCGCGCGAGGAGUUGGAGGAGAUGUGGGCGCGCGAUGUGGAGGAGGUGAUGGCGCGUUCCGACCCGCCCCACUACCACAAGAACGACCCCAUCAACGGCAAGAAGCCCAAGUACUCGGAGAAGGAUCCCAACCCGCCUCCGAAGUACCGCCAGAAGGACCCGCACAAGCCUAACCGCGAGCCCAAGCCCAAGCCGGGCCCGUCCGGGUCGCGCCGCACGCGUGAGCUCGCUGACUUCUGGUGGUAAACGGACAGAUAGGAGUGUAGGGAGGAACCUUACGGUACUAGUUGUACAUUUGACGUGGAUUCAAUGAGAUUCGACGAGUUGCGGAAACUUUCGAUUGUGUGAUUGGAUGAUGAGUUGGAAAUCUUCUAGCGGCUGCGCCUUCGGUGUUUUCAUUUGUGAU